Phyllotreta striolata is the source of this 1686-nucleotide messenger RNA. Lineage: Eukaryota; Metazoa; Arthropoda; Insecta; Coleoptera; Chrysomelidae. The record is from the annotation of a GenBank genome assembly.
AUGAGAAUAAAAUGCCUCAAGUGGUUUUGUUCAAGAUCUAUUUGCACGUUGCCGGACGGCGCCAAGAAGAAGCACGACCCGGAGGACGAUGACGCCAUCUCGAAGGCGAUCGGGGAGUUCGGCAAAUGGCAGUUGCUGCUCACGUUCGCGCUGUCCCUGUUCAACAUACCGUGCACGUUUCACAUAUUCGCGCCGACAUUCCACGUGGGCGAGCGCCGGAGCUUCUGGUGCGCCCGGCCGGAGGCCUUCCGGAACAUGUCGGUGGCGGAGUGGACGAAUUGUUCGGGACAAAGUGAGAGAGACUCGUGCGCGAUGUACGACGUGACGGGUUACGAUAGGACGACUUUGUGCAGUGCGAAUGGCAGUACGAUGAGUACGGUGAAAUGCACCGGUUGGGAGUUCGACGGCGUAGGUAGCAGCAUCAUAUCGGAUUUCGGGUUGGUGUGCGACAGGAGCGGCUUGCCAAAUUUGGCUGAGAUGAUGUUCCUGGCUGGAGUGGCUAUGGGAGGACUGGCUAGCGGUAUUAUGUCGGAUAAAUACGGGCGUAAGAGGACCCUAAUGAUAUCCGUUACAUUCCAAACUAUCCUCGGCACACUGAUAGCUUUCAGUCCUUGGUUUCUCUUCUACGCAAUCGUAAGAGCCAUGCUGGGUUUCAUAUCGGUUUCAGUAGUCUUCAGCGGUUUCGUUCUUUCCAUCGAACUAGUAGGAGGCGAAUGGAGGACAGUCACAGGUAUAUCCUACCUCUUUCCAGUGUCCAUUAGCUACGUAACAAUAUCCGGCAUCGGGUGGUUAUUAAGAAACUGGAGGCACUUCCAACUCGCCAUAUCCCUACCAGGAUUCAUCUACUUCACACUUUGGUGGGUGUUGCCGGAAUCGCCCAGAUGGCUCCUGGCCAUGGGCCGCACCAAGGAGGUGCUGGUGAUCUGCGAGCGAGCGGCCAAGUUCAACAAGAAGAAGCUACCGCCGAAUUUGGACAAGCAAAUUCGACCGGAGACGAACGCCGGCCCGGUGGAGGACGUCUCCGUGUUCGAUCUCUUCAAGACCGCCCCGAUGAGGAAGAGGACCUUCUGUCAGUUCGUCAUCUGGUUCAGCGUGUACUUGGUGUACUAUGGAUUGGUGCUCAACUUGGGCAACAUCGGCGGCAAUUUGUAUGUCAACUCCGCUUUGCAAGGGAUUGUUGAAGUACCAGCAGUAGCCAUCAGCAUAUACAUUCUGUUGAAGAAAGGAAGAAGAUGGCCUUCGUCGCUGUCGAUGAUUAUAUCGGGGAUAGCGUGCGUUCUGACUCUACCCAUAUACUUUAUAGAUUCUAAUCUCCAGUGGGUGAUAACAUCUUUGACGAUGAUCAGUAAAUUUUGCAUCAGUUCCUCCAACGUUAUCAUACCAGUUUACGCUGCUGAGUUGUAUCCGACGACCAUCAGGAACAUUGGAGUGGGCGCUGCCAACGUGACGGCCGGCAUUGCUCUGAUGCUGGUGCCCUAUCUGUGGCUUCUGGCGGAUUUCCACCGGAGUUUGCCCAUGCUGGUGCUGGCGCUGUGCGGCAUCCUCGGCGGUUUGUGCGUGCUGCUGUUGCCCGAAACGAAGGGGGCGAAGCUCUCUAGUUCUAUCAAGGAGGACGAGGAGACCAGGAGGAUGUCCUUGGCGGAGGUGAGGCCCAACAGGAAGAUAAACAACAAUUGCUCGAUUUAG